Molecule: messenger RNA, 867 nt
Organism: Nylanderia fulva
Lineage: Eukaryota; Metazoa; Arthropoda; Insecta; Hymenoptera; Formicidae
Source: RefSeq, a predicted model, not a curated record
AUGCAUUGCUCAAAAGAUAUUCGUGUGCUGAAUAUUACUUGGACUCAAAUACGAAUAUUGAGUAACGACAGUCUGCAUUCUUACAAAAAACUGGCCUUCAUCUAUCUACAUAAGAAUACCAUUCAAAUAAUCGAAGAAGCAGCUUUUGCCAAUCAGCCUUACCUGCAGGUGCUAGAUCUGUCGCACAACUAUUGCUACAAACUGCCCAAAAGUCUUUUCCAAUUGCCAUAUCUUUGCACGCUCUAUCUCGGCAACAACAGACUUAUCGAUUUGGCGUUCAAAGUGAAGGUCACUUCGCCCCUCAGACUGCUGGAGCUGAGCAAGAAUUUGCUCACCGUGAUCCCGAACAUAGGCAUCCAGCCGACCCUCUUUCAUCUCGACGUGUCUUACAACAUAAUCACCUCGAUCAGCACCGAGGAUCUGGCGCCCUUCUGCUCGCUAAAAGAGCUUGAUCUGACCGGAAAUAAAAUCAGAUUCAACGCGAGCAGCUGUGAUUGUCAGACGUUCAACGCCUGGGUGAAGCUACGACAAAUCAAGAUGAAGCCCGAUCUCUACAAAUGCACCGAUCCACCAGCAGCUCUGAACGAGGACUGCGCCAACGUGAGAUUCAGCAAUCGGACGCACAACUUGUUCAACGAGUGCUUGGCAAUGACACAGCAGAAGAUGGAGACCGAGAAGCCUCGAUUGAUCUGGAUAAGCGUCGCCCCGUGCGUCUUGGUGUUCCUUUUCCUAGCGUUGUUCGUGCACAAGCGAUACCGUAGGCGGCACAUAAAGCAGAAGGAACAGCUAAUGGCGAUCUACGACAACACACAAUUAUUCAACAGCAACCUGACGAUGAUUAGUGAAAUAAUCGCUGAUAGAACGUAG